Molecule: messenger RNA, 762 nt
Organism: Ichthyophthirius multifiliis
Lineage: Eukaryota; Ciliophora; Oligohymenophorea; Hymenostomatida
Product: lipoate-protein ligase a, putative
Exons: 3
Biological process (GO): protein lipoylation
Cellular component (GO): cytoplasm
Molecular function (GO): lipoyltransferase activity
Source: RefSeq, a predicted model, not a curated record
AUGAAAGUAUUUAAAACAUCUUUUAAUUUUUCUAAAUUAAAUAAACACAAACAUUAAAAAGUAGAAAUAUACUAUACAGAUUCUCAUAACAUAUAUUUUAAUUUAGCACUUGAGCAAAGUUUAUAUGAAAAUAAUUUAGUUUACCCACGUUUGAUGUUAUGGAAAAACGAUUAAAGUAUAAUAAUUGGUAAGUACCAAAAUUAAUGGAAAGAAUGUAACAUGUUUAAUCUCAUAAAUGAAAAUGUUCCCUUUAUUAGAAGAAAAACAGGCGGAGGUACUGUAUAUCAUGAUUUAGGAAAUAUUUGUUUUACCUUUAUUACGCCCAUAUUUGAUAAAGAUAUAUAUUCAUUAGACCCGAGAUAAGAUAAUGUAUAAAUAUUGCAAUCAGCAAUGAAUAUUUUAGGGAUAAGUACUGGUUUAACGAAAAGAAAAGAUUUAACAUUUAAAGAAAAAAAAAUAUCAGGCUCAGCUUAUUAAGCAAACAUGGGAAAUAAAUAAGGUGAUAAUAAAAAGUGUUUACACCAUGGAACACUUUUGUUAAAUGCUGAUAUUAAAAAAUUAUGGAAAUAUAUAAACACAGAAACUAAAAAUAUAAAUUGUAAAGGAUAAGAAAGUGUAAUAUCUUAAGUUUGUAAUUUAAGAGAUUUUUUUUAAGAUUUAUCUGAUGAAAAGGUUUUUGAAGCUAUAAGUGAUGCUUUUAUUAAUUUUUAUUAAGUUUAAAAUUUCGAAGUUUUAAAAUCAAAGAAUGUGAACAUAAAAUGA